This is a messenger RNA of Pelagomonas calceolata, 5940 nucleotides long. The record is from the annotation of a GenBank genome assembly. NCBI's taxonomy places the organism in Eukaryota, Pelagophyceae, Pelagomonadales, Pelagomonadaceae.
GUCUGGGAGUCGCCUCCGCUUGCAUAGGGCGCUGCGGACGAGAGCGUUGCCAGUCGUGGUUGCUGCGAGGGCUUCAGACCGUCGUCUUCACGUCUCGACUCAAAAAGGGCAGCCCGAGACCGCCCGGAGCACGAGCAGAAGACAGGACAUGGACCUCACCUCUCCCGAGAAGCGCCGCGUGCAGAAGCUGCGCGCCGGCCGGCGGUCGCCGCCGCCGCGCCGCGCGAUCGAGGACGACGACGAGGAAAUAACGAGGCCCGACCCGCCGCGGCCGCCCGCCGUACGCGCUCUCUCGACUGGUUUGAAUUUCAAGAAGGCGGUGCGCACCGUGAUACAGCAGAACUACGGGCGGGGCCUGUCCUGGUACUCGCUGACGCGCGUCGACGAAGACGAUGACCAGACCUACGCCGUGCUGGAGCUGACGGGCAUCGCGCACCCGUGCCGCGUGGCGGAGAUCGGGACGGCGAUGCCUCAGGAUGGCAUCUACGGCCGCGUCUGGCGCGUGGCCCAGGACACGGAGGUGAAUGAGGAUGGAGCGCACCGCAUCGCCUUGACGGAGGCCGAGGGUCUCAACUUGGACCUCUUCGCGAGGCGCGCGAAGAGAGCCUUAGCUGGCGGCGCUCGACUAAUCGUCGUGACGGAGGCGCUCGCUAGAAGAGCGACAGCUCAAGGUUUGACGUUUGACGUGCCAGUAAUAGCCCUACCGGAAACCGACGAGCAAUUUCUGAGGGACGAGAUGCCGCAGUGGUCGCUGGCACGGGCCGACGACCGGGCCACGUUGAAUGAACGUGUACGUGCUUUCAGGGCGCUGGGCGCAUCACAAAAAGCACAAUCGCUCGUCGCGCGCGAGGCCCUCGCGGCCGCCCACCGCGGCCACGACUUCCUCCUGCAAAAAUUUGUGAAUAGUGGCGUGGACGUCCUUGGUGUGAAGGACGACCGGGGCCGCACGGCGCUGAUGCUCGCGGCGACCUACGGAAGGGACAACGUCGCCGACGCGCUGCGAAGUUUAAGUGGAGCGAGGAUGAGCACCAUCGUGAACGAGCGGGACGUGCGCGGGCGGACGGCCGUGAUGCAUGCUGUACUAAGGAACCAGGUCCACAUGCUGAAGACUUUAUUAGAGGACUGGGGCGCCUCGGCGCGCACCGCGGACGCCGCGGGGAGUAGACCGCUCAAAGUCGCGGUGGCCCACGGGCGGGAAGCGGCUUCUAUUCUGUUACUCGAGCACGGCGCGUGGUUGCGCACCGACGAGACGGAAGCAUGGGCCCGCGACGUGUAUCGGUUGGCGGUCGAGAAGGGCCUGACACGAGUCGUCGAGGCGUUGUACGAGGCGCGAGCUCGAGUGCUGAAGACGAGGCGGCGGGACGCCUUAGAUAUGGACCUCGGGGAUGCCGACCGGUCGCCGUUAUUGCACGCCAUUCGGAAGCGCAAGAAGGAAGUUGUGGAAGUCCUGUUGAGACCGUACGAGGACGCCCGCGGCGCGUCCUUCCACCUCUGCGACCUCUCGGCGACGAACGGCCAGGGACGGACGGCGUUGCACGAAGCGUCUAUUCUCGGAGACGCCGCGCUCGUGAAGAGGUUAACCCUGCACACGCAGGGCUGGCCGGCGGCGUGGUACGGGGGAGAGACGCGGGUCAAGAUCAAUGCGCGAGAUCUUGAGGGAAGGACGGCGUUGAUGCACGCCGCCGCGUUAGGUUAUGUGAAGGUCGUCGAAGCUUUGUGCGACCCUUUGCAUAGGAAAAGCUUGUGUGAAGACAUCGACGCGAACGUCAAGGAUACCGACAAGCAAAGGACCGCGCUGCAUCUGGCCGCCCUCUGCCACAUAGAACAAGUCGAGACCAUCACCGCGCUUUGUGUGCACGGCGCCGCGGAAGUCGGGGUGAGUGAUAAGCGGGGCCACACGCCGCUGCAUCUAGCGGCCGAUAGGAAGCACGCCGCGAUCUGCCGGAAGCUCCUCGAGUACAACGCCGACGUGAACGCGAGGAACGAGGAUGGAAAUACACCUUUACUCGCGGCGGCUCGGGCCGGCGCGACCGGUGCUCUUACUGUUUUAUUAUCCCAUGGGGCCCACGUCAAUGCCCCAAACGAGUGGCUGGACACGCCCUUACAUGUUGCGUUGCUGAGGUACCACACGGUGGAUCGCGGUCUGUCCAUCGACGAGCGGAGCAUCGCGCGAUUGGACGAGAACCCGCGCGUCGAUUCGAAGCGGGCGAACUCGCCUCGAGUUAAUAGGAGAAGACAGAAGGAGCGCUACGUGUUCGAGGGCGUCGUGGAACAGCUCCUGAAGCACGGCGCGGAUUUGAAUCUGAGGAAUAAGGCCGGACUCCAAGCCUUCUCGGAGCCGCUCCAGAAGCACUGCUUCAACUUUAACCGGAGGCGGUUGGAUCGCGUCCACGCGGACCAGUCCAGAAGGCAGAUCGACCAGCCCGUGGAACUGGUCACGAGGACGGGGAGCUGGAUCCGAAGUUUAAGUGAUUCCAUCGGCACGUCGAGCCGCUCGUUGAACGACGAAGAGUCGCAGAGGCCACCGCUCGUCAAGCGGCCCUUCUCGUUUGGCAGUCGCCUGACCAUCCGCGAGUCGGAUGACGACGACGACGGUCUCCGGCAUCUGGAAGGCGACGCCUUAUACGACUUAUUGUUCGGCGACGCGCGCAUCCAAAAGGCGGUGGGCACGGUGUGGUCGCGACGGUGCUUCGCGGGUUCCGUAGCAACGUUACUCUUGUAUUUGGUUUUUGUGGGCUGUUUGACGGCCCUGGGCACGGCGUGCAUCGAAGGCGGCGCGCGGCGGGGCGCGACCUCGGCCUUCGCCACCGGGCUUGCGAAGGCCUUCGACGGCGAAUCGGUCGCGGCGCGCAAGUCGAAUGGCUUGAGCUUUGACGACGUACGGUCCGCGGACGACGUCUAUUCGUUUCUGCGGACGACGUUCCACGAAGCGCUGGCGGAGGAGGCGCCGGUGCGCUGGGACGGCUCCACGAAAGUACCCUUGAACGACAGGGCGGUGCUGCCCGGGUUCGGCGUGGUCCUCGGGCGGGCGCGCCUGACGCAGUGGCGCAGCCGAUCCAGCACGUGUGACGUGCCGGAUCGCUUAGAUGAUGUGGUGGGCUUUUGUUUCCGGCCGGGGGCCGACGCGAAGCCGUGGUGGCGGGGGUCGAAGUCCAUGCUCUCCGAGACGGCCUACGGUCUCCAGGAGGAGGGCUUCUUGUGGCGAUCGGGCAAAAAGUUAGAUAGGAGGGGCAUCUCGCGGCGUUUAUCAAGGGAGAGCUACCCCGCGGGCGGUUUUGCGGUGGACCUGUCGUCCGUCAACGCGACGGCGCGGCGUUUGAUGAUUGACCGCCUCCAAACCUCACAGUGGAUCGACGCCGCGACGCGAGCCGUAGACAUUCGCCUGACUGUAUAUAAUGCGAACGCCAAUUUAUUUUGCAGGGUCGAUUUUGUCAUAGAGUUCCCCGCGGAGGGCGGCGGCGGCGUCGCCUACGUCGAGACGCGGGCGGCGCGCGCGUGGCCCUAUUUGAAAGGAGGCGGCGGCGGCGGCGUGGCGGACAACGAGGACGAGGACGGGUCGCAGCACACCGUGCUCGGCCUGGAAAUCGCCUGCGCUUUACUGGUACUCUUCUUCAUCGGCCAGGAAAUCAUGCAGUUCCGCAAGGAACGGACGACCUAUUUAUCGAACCCGGCGAACCUAUUGGAUUGGACGCUGUUCGCGCUGAGCGUGGCCUACUUCGCGAUCCGCAUGAAGCAAACCGACGGGAGCAUUGGGUUGCACGACGAGGACGGCUGGGUCGCCGCCGACGAGCAGUUCAAAUGGGCCGACCGGCACAUCCAGGUGCUGGCGGCGGCGUCGUUCGUCGCCUGGGCGCGCCUGCUCCAGCAUUUGAGGGUGUGGCGGCGCGCCGCGAUCCUGAUGCUGGAUAUCAUUUUUAUGGUGCGAUCGUUAGCGGUCUGGGUCGUCUUCUUUUUAUUAGCUUGUAUGGCCUUCGCGUCCGCCGAAUACAUCUUAUAUGCGUGGUCCGACGACCACUACGGGUCGCUGGCGACGUCCCUAGGGAUGAAAUUUGGAAGUCCGUUCGGCGAAGUGACGUACUGGGACAUCCUCUCGAAGCGCACCGCCGGGGCGGCUACGAGAGCCGCGUUGACCGUGGCCUAUCUGUUGACCGUAGGAUUGCUCCUGAUGACGUUGUUGAUCGCCAUGCUGUCCGAAAAGAUCGUCAAAGCCCACAACCGGUCCUCAAAGUUCUGGUGCUUCGUGCAGCACGGCAUGGUGACCCACCACCGCGACAAUCUGGUAUCGAAAGUGUCGAACUACUUCUUCGAUUGUUUUCAGAGAUCGAAGGACGACUUCGUGGGGAACCUGUCCAAGCUCCAACACCGCGUGGAGCACAAGUUCGACGUGGAUGCGGACCAGGUGUGGGGGAGUAGGAGCCAUGCGCCCGUCGUGCAGGAUCUGGACGACGAUCUGCUCGAUCAAGACGAUAUUGAGGGGUUGCUCAAGAAGGGCGACAUCCGCGGCGCCGCCCUCACAGCAUGUGGCCACGUCGUCGAGGACGAGGACCGGGAGUACCACAGCACGCCGUACCUCGCGCGGCGGUGUAGCGCCUUGUAUCCGGAGGUCGCCUUUUUCGUGGAUCAGACGCUGACAGAUGGGACGUCGGCGAACGUCGAGUACAAGAACCGUAUGCAAUCGAUCGAAGUCGUCGUGCGCAUCCUGUCCAAUGAGAAAGAGGUCGAGAAGCUCUCGCGGGAAGACGUGACGUUUCUCAAGCACGAGCUCUUCGGUCCCGUGCUCGGGAGUACGGCGGGCGUCGCCGCGGCACCGGACGAGGCCCGGACGAGCUACCUCGAGGCCCGAGCGGCCAAUUUGGACGCGCUUUUGGUUGCAUUGGCUUGUUUUGGGCGGUGUGGAAUCUACACGCCAUCGAGCAGAUGCAGCUACGGGGACGACUGCGUCCGACAUUUGAUUUCCACACAGGUUCGGGCGUGGGCAAAGUCUCGGCCUUCGCAGAGGAUGUCUCCCGCGAAACUAGAUUGGAAUCUGUAGACCAUGACCGCACGUUGAGAAACGCCAUGGCCGCGUGUCCUGAAUUGCUACCGUCCUACCGGCGCUUGGCGCCGCAUCUGCAGGAUCGGGUGCGACGGGUCAUCGGCGCUAAUUUCAACCUUAUGCAGUUCGCCCAGGGCGAAUCGUUGCCCGCGUCCUUGCUUUCAUUACGAAGAUUAGCGAGGGAUCGCGACGGGCCCCGGUUGUGUCGCUUCGCGUUGUUGCUCUGGAUCCUGCGGGUUCCUGCCUUCUGGCGCGUGCCCGGCCUGCUGAAAAAUAUGCGGGGCGCCAUCGAGGCGCUGCUGCGCUUGGAAGACGGCACGGUGGGCGCGGCGCGCGUCUACGACGAGUUCCUUAGUAUCAGGGCGUCUUUACUAAACUUCGCCUUCGACGCUCAAAAUCGGAGCGAGCGGCACCUGGUGCGCCUGGCCCUGAUGCUGCGCCUGACGACGCCGGGCGAAGCGGUCGUCCUGAAGGGCGCGUUCGGCCUCCUGGACCUCGACGUCCAGGCGGUAUUGAUGGGCGAGCUCAACGCGACGGGCGUCGACGACGGGUGGGGGAUCCUCAUCUACUAUGCGCCGGACUUGUUGCGGAACGUGCGGGCGUUAGCGGGCUCGAACCAGAGGGAGGGCCUCGUCGCCGGGCUCUCGUUGCUGGCGCGGGUCUACGUCGCGGCGCGGCAGACGUUAGAUCGGCACCCGGGCGUCGGCGUGUACACGUGCAAGGUACACUCGCUGGCGCUGCGAGCCAAGGCGCCGGGCAUGACACUAGAAAUAUUCGAGGCGGAGUCGUCCUUCGUGCUCGAGCACUUCGGCGACGAGGGCGAGGUCUGGGUAACGAGCACGGCGCCGCCGGAGGAGCCGCGGUCGCCGUCUCCGCGCCCGCGGUCGCCGACGCAUCUUCUGUGA